AUGGCCCGAGAUAAGACACAAUACACGCUCAGCAUAGACGCUCAACCUACAGACAUGGAUACCACGCAUAACACACCAGACAUUGAGAUACCUCUCGCACCACCCUCAUCACCAGAUUUGACCCCUAGACAAUCACUACUCGCAAAGUCUCCGUCUAUAUGGCAUCUCUCGAGUUUAGAAAGCAUUUUGGAAUACAAAGAAGCUCUUAAGCAGGAGAAGAAGGCUGGCUUGUCGGUGACCGUUUCGGAGGUCAGCUCGUCGUACGCUGCCAGUAUCAAAGACCACCGAGGGUUUCGGUCACUCGCCGCCGAAUGCGCGUUUGUCUUUUCGAUGGCGUUGUCGCAGCUCAUCGCAUUCACGAACGGCGAGACUUCAGAUUUCUGGCCAGCGACUGUUCUGUCGCUGCUGCUUGGCUCUACCCUGUGCUUUACUGCACGUCUAUCAGAUAAGUACGGCGGCUAUCCCGUCUUCAUGAUUGCCAUACUAUGGCUUUGUAUUUGGUCGGUCGUUGCUGGGUUCAGUAACAGUCUACUUCUCAUGAACAUCUGUCGAGCCAUGCAGGGCUUGGCCAUCGCCGCCUAUACACCAAGCAGCUUUGCUUUGUUCGGUGCCAUCUACCCAAACGGUCCUCGUAAGACUUUUAUCAUGGGCAUCUACGCAGCCUGUUCACCUCUUGGUUUUUUUGUUGGCAUCAUGGCCGCUGCUGUACUCCCAACAGAGCAUUGGAACUGGUGGUUCUGGAUUGCGGCCAUCAUGGCGUUCGUGGCUUUGGUCGCUGCUUACCUCUCAGUACCCUCGGACCGUCCGGAAAGGCAAGAACUCAACCUCACCAUGGAUUGGCGUGGCGCUGCCUCCAUCACUUCCGGCUUGAUUCUUGUUGCUUAUGCCCUGGCUGCUAGUUCUAACUCGCCAAGAUCCUGGCUCACUGCCGGUGUUUUGGCACCUUUCAUCAUCGGCCUUGUAUGUCUAGCAGUUGCGCUCUACAUCGAGGGCUGGGUUGCUACAUGUCCAUUAUUGCCAAAAGACUUCUUUGCACGCAAGUCCGUCAAGCCGCUCCUCAUGGCAUGUGUGUUCUUCUACGGCAGUUUUGGUUCAUGGCUCUUUACUGCCACUAGCCAUCUUGAUCUGGCAUAUGGUGUUACUGGUGUUCAACUGGCACUCUGGUUCGCACCAAUGGCUCUCGGCGGCAUAGUCUGCGGCAUCGUCACCAGCAUGGUCAUACACAGAAUUCCUCCGAUCUGUACCAUGCUCAUCUCGAGUGCGGCUUGGGUAGCAGCCCCACUACUACUGGCUCUCGGUAACAAUUCUAUGGGAUACUGGCCCUUUGUGUUUCCAGCCAUGGUCUGCUGUACAGUAGGCAUCGACGUCACUUACAAUUUUACCAAUAUCGUCUUGUGCAGCUUGGCUCCUCUGAAACAGCAGGCUCUCGCUGGGGCUGUCAACAGCACAACUGUCAAUCUUGGUAUUGCUUUCUCGCUUGCCAUCACACAAAUCGUGCAGAGCAUGACAGAAGGCCAGAAUCCUACUCUUGAUGACCGUCUCCGCGGACACCGCAACUGCUUUUUGUUUUCUGCUGCUAGUGCCGCAGUCGGAUUUGCGAUCACGGCUACUUGCGUUCGAGUUUCGAUGAAGUGUGUUCAAGGAAAGAAGGACGAUGACGAGGAAAAGUCAGAGACAGUUUAG
This is a messenger RNA of Aureobasidium uvarum, 1683 nucleotides long. NCBI's taxonomy places the organism in Eukaryota, Fungi, Ascomycota, Dothideomycetes, Dothideales, Saccotheciaceae. The record is from the annotation of a GenBank genome assembly.